AAUACUAUGAUUGUUCAUAAAGGGAAGCUUCCCGUAACAGUGCAACCCUUAUUAUAUGAGUAGGAAGCCAUCAAAAAUGUCUUCCAGUGGCACUCUCAGUAACUGCUAUGUGGACGCUAUAAUGGGGCAGGAGCCGGAGGAUGUGUACGGUGCUCGCUUUAUUCAGGCUCCACACGCGAUGACCCCGAGGCCGUCAGGUGCUGGGGACAACGCAGACUUUUCCUCGUGUAAUUUUGCACCGAAAUCCGCUGUUUUCUCGCCGUCCUGGUCCUCAGUUCAUCCUCAGGGGAUUUAUCAUCCAUAUGUGCACCACCACCACCACCACCAGUCCCAUCUGCCUGCGUCGGACGGGAGAUACGUUAGCGUCCGACCGUGGAUGGACCCCAUUUCGAACCACGUUUCGUUCGCCGGAUUCCCCUCCAGCAGUCGGUCGUACGGGACAAAGCCAGAGGUCUUGCCAGCUAAAUCUUCAGAUUGUGACACGUUGGAAGCGGAGGCUCGGCCGCUUGCUGGCGAAUUCACGUGUGGAGUAUCGGAGUGUCCAGAAAAAACAACCAAAGAACACAGUGGAAGUGAGCUUUCGAGCCACAGCGAACCCAAAGAGGAAAAACAAAAACUUGACCCAAGUAACCCUGCAGCAAAUUGGAUUCACGCACGCUCGACGAGAAAGAAGCGAUGUCCCUACACAAAAUAUCAGACUUUAGAGCUAGAGAAGGAGUUCCUCUACAACAUGUAUUUGACAAGAGACCGGCGCUAUGAAGUCGCUCGCAUACUCAGUUUAACGGAGAGACAAGUGAAGAUCUGGUUCCAGAACAGGAGGAUGAAAAUGAAGAAGAUGAACAGAGAGAGGAACGGCAAGGAGCAGCUAUAAGUCCGGUGCUGGUGCCGUUUCACACAUUCUGACGUUUGUACCAAGGAAGCCAUGUGAACAAUUAUAAUGAUUUUUGAUAGGAGCCUCCUUAGCCAUUUUAUUUUUUUUAAUCUUAUUAUUAUUAUUAUUAUUUUUAACAUUUAUUAAGUGUCAGCGUUCUGGGGUUAUUUGGCCAAAUAUGCAUCACACGUGCAAAAAAUUUGCCUUGAUGAGACCCACAGAGGAUUUGUCGAACAAUGUUUCAAGCCAACUGAAAGUUUUACGCAACAAAGUGGGAUGUUUACGCAGCAGGAAACAUGUAUGUGUAUUGCUGUUAUUUGGAGUUGUGUGUGUAUAUAUAUAUAUAUAAAUAUAAAUAUAAAAAGAAUUCAGAGCAACUACUUCGACUGCUGUCUAUGUCACUACACACACGGGACGCAGUUUUAGUAAAGCCAGAAUUUACCCAGUUUUAACGACAUUUUGCUUAAAAUCUUUGUUUUUAAAACCUCCUAAAUUAUUUUUUAAGCUUUCAUACAGUUCAUGACAAGGUGCCAUGUUUAGGAAAGGAAAAAUCUCCCUUUAGUCUAAAUCAAAAAUAAAUGCAUAAAGAUUUUAUCCUUUAUUCGUAUUUUUGACAUGUUGACGUAAGCACCUUGCUCUUUAAUUUAUUUGUAUUAGACCAAAGCAUAUCCCCUAAGGCCUUACUUAUCCAAAUGCGGUUUAUCGAGGCCAUGUAACCUAAUAGAGAAUAGCACUAUUUAACAUAAUAUUAAAUAUGUAAUGGCUGGAUGUUCUUAUUAGCAGCCCACAUAUUAAAAUUAUAUUAACCCCCCACUAAAUAUUAUUUAAAACAUCUUUAAAAAUAACUUUAAAAAACGGAAGAUUUUAGUGUUUUUUUGAAAAGUAGUGCUCCAAGUCAUAAAAUGUUUGCUAUUGGGAGAGGUGUUGCGGCGAAUUUCCAAUUUAUGGUCCAACUUGUACGAACAAUUACUUUAAAGCAGGAAGAACCGCGGUCCAAUAAAGCUAUAGAAAUGGCUAGACGUCUG
This is a messenger RNA of Maylandia zebra (zebra mbuna), 1896 nucleotides long. It is a transcript of the gene hoxd9a, whose product is annotated as homeobox D9a. Gene Ontology annotation, molecular function: DNA-binding transcription factor activity, RNA polymerase II-specific; RNA polymerase II cis-regulatory region sequence-specific DNA binding. Gene Ontology annotation, cellular component: nucleus. The record is from RefSeq and is a predicted model, not a curated record. Gene Ontology annotation, biological process: anterior/posterior pattern specification; DNA-templated transcription; embryonic skeletal system morphogenesis. Lineage: Eukaryota; Metazoa; Chordata; Actinopteri; Cichliformes; Cichlidae.